CGCCAUGUUCUUCACGGAGGAGGAAUGGGCUCUGCUGGAUCCAGGCCAGAGGAAACUCUUCUGGGAAGUGAUGGAGGAAAACUACGAGACCGUGGCCUGUCUGGGGGACUACAUUUCCCAGAAGGACUUGCGAGCACCGGAGAGAUCAGACCUGCCUUCCCCAGGUGUCCAGGGCACCGUUUUCCCGCAAGAUGGAGAUGAAAAUUCAUGGGACCUGCCGUUCCCCGGGGGCUCUCUUCUUUCCUGUUUCCCCUGGCUGGAGGGAGAAUUUGGCCUUUGCUUGUCUGCAGGAAAG
Gekko japonicus is the source of this 295-nucleotide messenger RNA. RefSeq names its product zinc finger protein 490-like. The transcript has 2 exons. Gene Ontology annotation, biological process: regulation of DNA-templated transcription. The record is from RefSeq and is a predicted model, not a curated record. The annotation marks the transcript as partial. NCBI's taxonomy places the organism in Eukaryota, Metazoa, Chordata, Lepidosauria, Squamata, Gekkonidae.